Lachnellula hyalina is the source of this 2223-nucleotide messenger RNA. RefSeq names its product ABC transporter. Gene Ontology annotation, biological process: transmembrane transport. The record is from RefSeq and is a predicted model, not a curated record. Gene Ontology annotation, molecular function: ATP binding; ATP hydrolysis activity; ABC-type transporter activity. Lineage: Eukaryota; Fungi; Ascomycota; Leotiomycetes; Helotiales; Lachnaceae. Gene Ontology annotation, cellular component: membrane. The transcript has 8 exons. Bases 1 to 2223 code for a protein of 740 amino acids.
AUGAGACACGAUAUCAAAAAGUCGUCGAGACUUGCCAACUCCAUGAAGAUUUCCUUCAAUUACCAGAAGGGGAUAACACUCAGACGGGAAACAAAGGAAUAUCUUUAUCUGGUGGCCAAAGGCAGAGAAUUAGCAGCUUACAGCGAGAAACAGCUCACGGUAUUAGACGACACACUGAGUGGUUUCGAUGCGAAUACUUCGGGUCGCUGCUUUCAUGCACUUGUUGGGGAUGCCGGUAUCUUACGGACAGGUGGAAGAGCCGUAAUUAUGGUCACACACAAUGCUCAAUGGCUCCCUUAUGCUGACCAGAUAAUUGUUCUGGGCCAAGAUGGGAAAAUAUGUGCCAAAGGAGAUCUAGAGGCAGUGAAGAAUUCAAGCAGUUACGUUCAAGAAAUGUAUAAGGAGAAUGUCGUUGAUGUUACCCAGACCCCAUCUUCGAAACUUGGACAAAGAAGCUCGACGACCGCAACUAUUGGAAUGCUGUUCUGGUACUCUUUCAGACGGGCUGCAGUACAGCUCAGCAAAAUAGCAUUGUGGCUCAAGCAUUGGGUUGCGAUGAACAAGGAACAUCCAAACCAGAAUGUUGGGACCUGGACCGGGAUAUACAUGCUUUUCGCUUUUGGACAAGUGAUGUUUAUCGCUUUAGGAACAGGCUAUUUCUUGUUGUUCCUGGUGGCGCGGUCUGCAAAGAACAUUCACCGCAAACUCCUCCACACGGCUUUUGGGUUUGUUUUCACAAUAUACGCACCAGCAAUCAAUACUGAUCGCGAUUCCAGAGCUCCAAUGUCAUUUUUUAUAACUGAAGACACAGGAGUGAUCGUGAACCUUUUCACCAGCGACCUCAACCUCAUAGAUCUAGCGCUCCCAAUCAGUUUUGUCAUCACAUCGGAACGACUUCUAGCUACCGUCGCCGAUAUUAUUUUAACCUGCAUCGCAUCUGGCUAUCUUGCAAUAUCUGUGCCAUUCCUUGCGGCGAUCCUCUUCAUCCUCCAGCGGGUGUAUCUCAAAACUUCGCGGCAGCUACGGGCCCUAGACCUUGCGCUUAAAGCACCCCUUUUUAGUCACUUCAUAGCCACGGCAGCAGGACUCACUACUGUUCGCGCCUUCUCCUGGACAUCCACCGUUGAGAAACAAAAUACAAAACUGCUAGAUAUGUCGCAGCGAUCCCACUACUUGCUUUUUUGCCUUCAAAGGUGGUUGACGCUCGUUCUCGAUCUUAUCAUAGCAGCAUCAGCGACUCUGCUGGUGGGCUUAGCAGUCGCGUUGCGCGAUAAAAUCGACCCUAGCUAUCUCGGUGUGGCACUUGUCAGCGUGAUGGGGCUUGGUCAAACACUUUCUUCUUUGAUCAUCUUUUGGACGAAUUUAGAAACUUCUUUGCAAGCUGUGAGUCGCAUUAAAGACUACACGAUCAGUACCCCUGUGGAGUAUGAGAAGCUCCACGACGAUAAUCCAAGGAGAGGAGAUGCCGUGGGAGAUGACUGGCCUCCUAGAGGUCAGAUUGUCAUGUCUGAUGUAUCUGCCGAGUACGGGGCACAGAAGGUGCUGAAUGGUAUCAACCUCACCUUCGCGGCGGGAUCUAAGGUCGCUAUUUGUGGUAGAACUGGAAGUGGUAAAUCCAGUCUCCUUGGCUUGUUUCUCCGAAUGUACGAACCAGCAUCCGGCAGCAUCACCGUUGACGACCACAAUAUCUCCUCCAUUUCACCGCCAACCGUCCGCAAGUCCAUCGUUGCCCUUCCCCAAGACCCUGUUUUCCUUACCGGGUCCGUCAGAUACAAUCUUGACCCAUACGCCUUGCAUACCAACAAUCAUGGUAAACUAUGGGAUGUCCUUACAAAGGUUGGGCUGCGCGGUACGGUGGAGGAGAUGGGUGGGUUGGAUGCACAGUUGGUGGUCGAUGGCUUUAGUGCGGGGCAGAGACAGCUUUUCUGUCUCGCAGGGGUGAUGUUGAGGGAUGGAAGGGUGCUAUUACUUGAUGAAGCAACAAGCUCUCUCGAUAUAAAAAUAGAACAACUCGUGAACCAGCUCAUCCAAGAAGAGUUCACGCAAUGGACCGUUAUUGCGGUCACUCAUCGACUCAAGUCUGUCGUCGAUCAAGCUUCGGGAUUUGAUCGAGUCGUUGUGUUGGAUCGAGGGAGGGUGGUGGAGAGCGGGGCGCCGGAAGAGUUAUUGAAGAAGGGACGAGGGGGAGUGUUUUGGAGGAUGGUGGAGAUGGAGAAGAAUUAA